Molecule: messenger RNA, 6905 nt
Organism: Xiphophorus couchianus (Monterrey platyfish)
Lineage: Eukaryota; Metazoa; Chordata; Actinopteri; Cyprinodontiformes; Poeciliidae
Gene: cmya5
Product: cardiomyopathy associated 5
Exons: 14
Coding region: 288-5309 (1673 amino acids)
Cellular component (GO): cytoplasm
Molecular function (GO): protein binding
Source: RefSeq, a predicted model, not a curated record
UGAAAAUCUGGGUCUCUGUUUCAGGCCACCUGAAGGUGUGUUUAUCUUAAUUAACUAAUUAGUUAUAGCCUUUCUUUAUGUCUCCUUUGCCCCUCUCUUAUCUACACUCCCCUGUUUUCAUACCCCACGCUAUUUCUGUCCCUCUCUGAGUCAGAGACGAAGCUCACAACUUUGAAUGACACAAACAGACAGACCAACUCCCAAUUCGGAGUAACUGUAGUCUAAAACACACAAAAAAAACGAACCUCGGAGAACUUAAAGCAAGAUAACCAGAGAAAAUUGCCAAAAUGGAGGAAUCUGAAAGUCUGGACUCUGAAAUGACUGAGCUGCAGGAGUUUCAGGAUGAAGCUCUCAGCCAGGAUGAUGAAGACGAAGUGGAAGAACUCCAGAACAGUCUGCGAGAAGUCAUCCAGGACCAGUCCGUGAAGCCCAAACUCCAGUGCCUCAUGGUGGACCCGUCUUUUUCCAUGGUGACAGUUCAGAGUGAGGACAGUGGUAUCGUUUGGGAGACGGCCUCCAGCCGUUGCUCUACACCCUGGGCAUCGGAGGCUAGCUCCACUUCUGAGGCUUACAGCAUGGAAGGCUCAGGAGGUGCGGGGAAGAUCACCAUUGUCUUCGAUGAGGACAAAGUGGUCCGAAGGAGGAUGAGAUCCGGGGGAAGAAGCAGCAGGUUGGGAGACCGGCUAAGCCGACCUGGUAGUUCAAGGUCAGCUUCGGCUUUGGGAGUAGAGAGACCAGAGAUGGCAGAAGUUUCUCUCCCUAACAUCAAAGAGGAGAAAACACCAACAGAGGAAGACUUGGAGGAGAUAAAAUCCAAAGAUCAGCAGCUGUUCAGUUUGAUAUGUGAAGGAUAUGAGAUUCUCAACAUCAGAGUGCCAUCCAAACUUCCCACUGUGGAUGAAGAGGAAACUACAGACCUGCAGGACAACUUGUCUUAUCUAGACCAGACUCCAAAGAUCAGGUCCAGAAACCAGCAUGACUGGGCACAUCACAGGGACCAGUUGGAAGCAGAGCAGACACCGGAUCAUGCUGAGGCCUCAAAAGAAACUUCACAGCCAUCACCGGACAAACUGCUUGGAUCCACAACGUCAGAGACAGAGAGCAUUGCUGACAUUGACUACAUCGAAAAGUUCACCCUUUUGGAUGUGGCAAUACCUGGAGAGGAAGCUCCACAGCUACAGCAAGAGGAAGAGAAGUCGCCUGGAAAAGCCCAAACGGAGCAGCAGGAAUCCUUAAAGGAGGCAACCGAGGAUGGUGCGUCUGUGUCCGAAGACUCUUUUGUGUUUGUCACAGAUGCUGACAUAGUUGGGGAACACUUGGAUGAGGUCUUCUAUGGAGAAGGACCUCCCAUAGAGGCACUGAAGGAGAAGCAGGAAGGCAUUGAAAGGAUGAGAUCAAGACGUGAGAGCCAGCGAUCAAUGAUGGAUGGUGGUUUGGUGUUGUUUGAAAGUGAAGAGACCAUCCUUACUCCUAUUUUUAUCUCCCCGGGGCCCCCCAAGAUCAUUGACCCCAUUCUCCUGGAGGAGCCCACUGCCAUGUCUUUCAUGUACUCAGACCUCUAUGAGGAUGCUGUGGGGGAAAAGAGAAGGAGUGAUGAAGAGUACUCAGAGGCGGAGAGUGUGGUGUCUGAGAAAUCCUACAAGAGGCGGCUGUCAGAUUCAGAUGAGGCGGAUGGGUACCUGGAGAAGUUCAGGCUGAAAGAUGAAACACCAGCGGUGGACGUUCAGUCAGAGUCAUCAGAGGAUAAGGCUGGGGGGAGGAUGAUGUGGCCACAGAAUAAGUUUGAAAUGACAGGAUGCUUAAUCAGAGCAGCAAAAGAUGAAGGAGAGGCAGAAAUUAUAAAAAGCGAUGAAGUGGAGACACAGGAGGAGCGUGAAAUACUUAAAGAGAAAGAGGAACAUCAAACAGAAACAGAAGUAAAACAAUUAUCAGUGAGACGCCAUGAUGAAGGUUUAGGGGAAAUCCCAGAAGAGCCAUGCCAGGUGUCUAAAUCAGUGGAUCAGAAGGAGAGUAAACAAGAGGAACAGGCAGUGGAGCCAAGCACAGAAAAAUCAAUCGAAACUCCCCAGAUGGAAACAAAAGUGAAUGAAACUUCACAGGGCAGAGAUGAGACGGUCACUGAGCAAAGUUUUACUGAAACAGAACCGCCAUGUGAGCCACAAAAAGAGGCUGAAAACGUGUCUGGGCUUCCUGGGGUGACACCAGACACAACACCAUCCACUCUACCUGAGAGCAGAGUGGAUCCUCCAGCCAACACUGAACCCACUGUACUGUCAGAAACCAGGGAAAGGAGCUCGUGUGAAGAAGGAGCCCCUGUUGAGUCAAAGAUGGAGGCUGCUGAUGAGAAAUAUCCACCUGAAGUAGCAGCUGAAGUGAAAGAAACUGGAGUUGCAACACUCACCUCAACUGAACUCCUCACAGAAUCAACGGCACCCUCUGAAGUAUCUGUGCAUGAGGACAAAGAAGCAGUGUCUGCAGAUGCGGCCCCUCUAGAAGUCAUUACUGACUGCGACUGCGCAGUGCAAACAGUGGAGGAGGUGAUGGAGAAAGCAAUGGAUGACAAAGAGAUCCAGAACCACGUUAAGACUGAUGUACAGGAGGUCAUAGAGGCAAUACCGCUUGCUCCUGAGGCAGAAGAUCAUCUCAAGCCCCUAACAGAGGAAUUUUCUGAGCAGAGUAAGCCUGCAGUUGUUGAUCUGGAGUCUGGUGUUGACACUGAGACUUCAGGGGAAAUAACCCAACCUGCAAAGCCCAAAGAAACCAACAAACAUCACCAGACGGAGCAAGAAAACACAACUGACUGUGAAUCAGACAACCUGCAACAAACAGCAGAAUCCACAACUAGACUGUCUGGAGAGGACGUAAGGACCUGUGUGCAGGAUGUAGUGAAUAUAGGUGAUGAGUUAAUCCUCCUUGUUCCCAAAGGACAGGCUGUAGAGAUGGACAUACAGAUUGAUCAGUGGUCAGAGGACAUUAUUAAAGAGAUGGUUUCUACUCCUGAACCUGACAUCUCAUUUGAAGUUGAGGCACCGCAGCCUCAAGUCGAAGAAGAACCAAUAGUCGCAGAAAUAGAAGAACUUUCCAGUAAUGAGUUGGACUUGAAGCCUUUAACACCUGCACCUGAAGAAGAAGCCAGCACUGAGGACCUGGAGAAUCAAGAGGACAAACUCACCUACUCUCUGCUGAGAAGUUUUACUCCUCAGGAGGAUUUAUCUGAGCUUUGUGUAGAUGAUGUACAUGCAGAAGAAUCAGAACAAAAAACAGAUCUACGGGAGUUGGAGGACAAACCAGAAAUAAACCUUCCUAAAGAGGAAGCAGAGCCUUGUCUUGAUCUGCACAGUGAAGAUGCAGAACAAAUUAAGGAGGAAAGUGACACAGUUGUUGUUGAAAGUAAGGAAGAAGCGGUGGAUGACCUUGGGUAUGAAGUGAUCGGAGAGGAAGAUGCAAAAGCUAUUCUUGAAUCUGCAAACCAGAGAGAAGAAGAUGAAGAUGAUGAGUCCCAUCAGAGACCUGAGGAGAAGAUGGAGAUGGAGGUAGAGAAGGACGAGCUCAAUGAAGCAGAUUAUGAAAUUAUUGAUGCAGAGGAGGAGAGUCAGGCCCGCCUGGCCGCAGAGCUGCAGGGCAUGGACUGGUUCUGUCACACCUGUGGAUGUCUGCUGCUAGAGGAUCAGUGCAGGUCUGCAGAGCAUCUCGACCACCAGGUCUGCUCAGUGGAAAAGGCCUAUGAGGAUGUCAAGGAGACUUUGGGUAGCUGGAUCUCAGAGCUUCAAGCCAGAUCAGAGAACAUCGAGGACCUGGUGUCCGAGCUGGAGCUGGCCUACAACUCUGUAGAGGACCAGUUCACGGAGAGCCAGGCAGCCAUGCGGGCGCAGAACGAGGAGAUGAUGGCUCUGGUGAUGGAGCAGUACAACACCAUGUCCAUCAGCAUGGAGGAGGAGAAGAAAGCCAAGCUGGAGCAGCUCUAUGACAAGAUCGUCUCCUACCAGGAGAACAUAGACUCGGCCAAAACCACUCUGGAUACCACGGCCAGGGAGGCUGAGACGGACGCCAGAUCGUCAGAAGACAUUCACGCAAGACUCCAAACUGCUUUGGACUCAGCCUUGACGCUGGAGCUGGGUCCUAAGGGACUGCUGGUGUUCGAGGAUUACACCAAGACCAACUCCUCAAGCUCAAACCUCGCACAGCGCAAAGGGAUUCCAGUGCCCCAGAGGCCCACUCUGCAGCCCCAGGAGCGCGGCUCAGCCUCUGGCAGCAGCGUCACCGUUUACUGGAAAGUCAGUCCAGGAGACAUCAUAGACUGCUUUCAGGUCUACUGCGUGGAGGAUCCACAAGGAGCUGUGUCAGAGGAAUAUCGCGUGACGGUGAAGGAGAGCUACUGUGUUCUGGAGGACUUGGAGCCUGACAGGAAGUACAAGGUGUGGGUGAUGGCCGUCAACUACACAGGCUGCUCUCUGCCCAGUGACAGACUCAUCUUCAGAACAGCUCCGUCUGUGCCAGCGAUCGACACAGAGCGCAGCAGCGUCGUGUGGGACUCCGCCACGCUGAGGUGGAGCUCAACUAAUCCGUCUCCAGGACUGAGUUACACUUUGGAGUACUGCCGACAGUAUGAACUGGAGGGAGAGGGACUCAGAUCGAUCACGGGAAUCGAAGGGUGUGAGCAGACGGUCGUCCUGCAGCCGAAUGAGAACUACCUGUUUUACAUCAAAGCUGUGAAUCAGGCUGGUGCCAGUGAGCAGAGUGAGGCUGCACUCGUUUCCACUAAAGGGACCAGAUUCCAGCUGCUAAAGUCCUCUGCUCACCCGUCUCUGAAGCUGUCAGAUGAUCACGCCACGCUGCAGUACUCCCAUGACGCUCACCACGCCACAAACAAGGAGUGUCUGUCCAUCCUGGGUGAGUUGCUGCCUCCACGAGGGAUCUACUACUGGGAGACACUGGUGUCAGAAAGUCCAGCUUACAGGCUUGGAGUAACAUGUAGUGCAGAUAAUCUGAAGAGCGCACUCGGGGAAAACAGCUCCUCAUGGUGCUUGCAGUGCAGUCCUGGACCAUCAGGCUGUAGGUAUCAGUUACUCCACAGCGACGUUCAGUCCUCCGUGUUUGUCACUGAGAGUCCUGAGCGAGUGGGAACCCUCCUGGACCACCAGCUGGGAUGUCUGUCUUUCUACAACGCCCACAGCGGCCAGUUGUUGGGUUCCUUCCUGCAGCGCUGCGGCCAGCCCUGCCGCCCUGCUCUGGCCCUGGAUCAGCCAGGCAGCUUGCAGGUCUGCAUGGUGCCGGAAAUACCCGAGUUUACAAAGGACAGCUUGCUCUGACACUCACCUCGCUCACUGAAAGGUUUACAAAAAACUGGACAUUUAUUGGUUUUAUAUGAUCUCAGUUUGUAAUGACUCAAAAUGACCACUGCUGGAGAAUAUCGUUAGUAACCUGAUUAUAAAUGUGCGUUUUUUCUAAAACGCCUCGAUCAAAACUGAUUUCUUAGAAGCAAACUAAAUUAAAUGUUUUAUUAUAUCUUAUAGCAGAAGUUAUAAACCUCCCCUUCGCACCAGACUGUGACAGCAAUGUGACAUAAAAUCAGCCAGAACAUGUUGCCCACAGUUUUAAAUAUGCUCCAAACCUCUGUGGUGAGAUAGUCAUAGGUCGGUGUCAUGGUGACUAACUACAGUAUCUGGGUUUGGGUGCUGCAUGGAGCUGUGGUGGUUUAUCCAUGAAGUGUGGCCCAGACACACCUAAAUGUCUUGAGCAACUGAGUUUGGAAAGGCGAGGUUGUCACACCAGCUAAAUGGUGAUGACUCAGCUGCAAAAAAUAAAAACAAAAAAAAACAACAGAAUGACUCCAAACUGCUGAAGUGAACAAUUCACACUCUGAAAAACAAAACACUAAACACUCUCCCUCUUCUUGCACAAAGAGCUCAACAUGUGCAAAAUGUGAAAUUUGGAUGCGCACACCUCCAAAUUUUCACAUACCGUUUGACAGAGUUCGUGGGGAUGAAAUUUAGUUUCAAAAUGUGUUUCUCUUGCCCCUAAAGACAACUCCUGGCAUGUUCAGCAAUGACGAAGGAUGAGGAAGAGGAAGAAAACAUUAUGACUGUAGUUCCCUCCCGACACAUUAUCACCAAAGUGAUGGUGGAGGUGCAGAAACCUUCCAUGUAAAACCAAUGUGAUUAAAUUUAGUGAAGCUGUUACAACUGUAGUCAAAUAGUCUUGGACAUUGGAGAGUCUCAGUGAGGGUGACCUAAGUUUCCAGAUUAUUUUGUUUUUUCAAGAGACAAUGGAAAUGCUGUGGUAAUUUUGUAACGACUCAUCCAUGUUUGAGUUUUGUACUGUUUUAAAACCGUUUUAUGUUUUUCUACAUGUUACAUGAUCUGGUGGGCAUGUUGUUAAAUCAAACAUCGUUUGCAUUUUGUGUAUGUAGAUCAGGGCUUCUCUUCUCAAAAGUACGACUGUAAGUUUAUACUUCCAAGCUGAUAGUUGCACCUUUCAAACUGUUUCAUACUGUGAAGUUUUUUGUUGUGGCUCUUUGUUUGUUUUUUGUAAAUAACCUUUUUAAACAGAAGUGGUGUCUCGUCAGCCUUAUGUGUUACUGAAACUCUUUGUUUUUCUUAUUUUGUAAAAUAAUUUCCUUUUGUGAAAAGUCUGAAUAUUUCCCAUUGAAAAAAAAGAGAUAGUUUUGUUGGUUUAACAUCAUUUCACCACUAGAGGGCCGCAACACGCCGUCUGCUGUAAUGUUUCCCUGUACAUUUUCCCUAGAAAUCUCCUGCACAAAAAGAAAUAAUAAAACAAGGCCUGACUUAACUCUAAACCAGUACGAUGAAAAGGACUCACACAUUUGUAGAAACUCUUCUACUUACUGAUCUAUUUCACUAAUUCAAACUUCUAUGUUAAAAUAUAAAAAGGCCUUUUGAAGCUAA